This is a messenger RNA of Mangifera indica (mango), 1883 nucleotides long. Its product is annotated as trihelix transcription factor ASIL1-like. The transcript is spliced from 2 exons. Gene Ontology annotation, cellular component: nucleus. Gene Ontology annotation, molecular function: transcription cis-regulatory region binding. The record is from RefSeq and is a predicted model, not a curated record. Bases 500 to 1705 code for a protein of 401 amino acids. NCBI's taxonomy places the organism in Eukaryota, Viridiplantae, Streptophyta, Magnoliopsida, Sapindales, Anacardiaceae.
UUUAAUUUUCUAUUUUUAUCAGCAUUUGUUUUCAUUUUCUCAGUAAGUUGUUUCUUUUUUUUUUUUUUUUUUUAGUAUUUUUCUCUAAAUUUUCAGAGAAACUUGAAUUGGGGUUUGGUAUGCACGAAAAAUAUUUCAAAUUUUGAGCAAGUUUGAGGAAAGUUUGGUGAUCUGGAAUGUUUCUCACUAAUAGAGGUUCAAGGGUUUGUGUUGAUUCAGGUCUUUAUUCAUACUAUGAAUAAUAACGGUUAGCAGUUGUUGAAGUUAGAAAUCAGAGUAUUCUUGGUUGGAAGAAUGCUGGGAUUGAUUCCUUUUUAUGUUGGAUUCAAUGUAAUUGAAUACAUUGGUGAGUUGGAACUGGUGGUUAUGGUUCUGAGUAGUAAUACCUUGUUGGGGUUUCAUUGUUUUGCUCGGUGACUUGUGUUUCAAAAUAGGAAAGUAUUCUACUUUCAGACAUUUUUCAUUGUUUUGUUUUGGUUGAACCCAAGUUUUGCUUAAAAUGGAUGACACUGAGGAUGAUGCAAGGUAUCCGCCAAAUGCCUAUGGUGCCAAUCAGCAGCAGGGUUAUGCUUCAUCACAUCGCCAAAAGCUCCCUAUUCGGGGUGUGCCUUAUUCUGAGGAAGUUGGCAAUCAAUAUGUUGAUGAUGACGAUGAGGAUGAGGAUGUUGUGGAUGAUGAAGAAGAUGAAACUGAAUUCGGAGAGGAAGAAGGAAACAAUAAUCAAAACAAUGGCAUUGUUCAGUAUGCAGGAAAAGAUGUGGAUGAAGAUGAAAAUGAUGAGGAGGACGUUGAUGAUCAUGAUAAUGAUGAUGAGUAUAAUGCAGAUGAAGAUGGUAGUAAGCAAAAAAUUUUGGCUUGGAAGCCAGAUGAUGAUGAUAUAGAAAGGCACCCAAAAAAGAGAAAGUUGAAGAGUUUGAUUUCAAGUUAUGAAUUUGCUCCUCGAGUGCCAGCUCCGGUUGUGGCUCCAUCUGCAUUGAGGCCAUCAACUGGAGGACGGAAUUCACUUACGGAUUGGAAUGAGCAAGAGACAUUUGUUUUAUUAGAUGCUUGGGGUGACCGGUUUCUGCAGCGUGGGAGGAAGAGUCUUCGAUCUGAAGAAUGGCAAGAAGUUGCAGAUAAGGUAUCAGAGGUGUCGAAGAUUGAAAGGACAGACACUCAAUGUAGGAAUCGAUUGGAUACUUUGAAGAAAAAAUAUAAGAAGGAGAAGCAUAGGAUGGCAGAGACAGGUGACACCAGUAGCAAAUGGGUUUAUUUCAAGAAAAUGGAUAUGUUAAUGUCUUCGCUUCAGCAGCAAGGUGGACUCUCUUGUGGUUUGGACUCAGGAGAGUAUGUCUUUAUGAACCCCAAGGUUUAUUUGAACCGUGCCAAUGGCUUGGAUGAGAUGAGAGAUAGUCCUGCUAAUUCGGAAUCCACUAAUGGCGAGGAGGAUGAUUCAGAUGGACUUCCUCCCAAGAAAAGGAGAACUGGAAGGGAAUCUAAUGACAGGUGUUCAAUUAGAUUGCUUGCAGAUUCUAUUCAUAAAUUUAGUGAGAUAUACGAGAAGAUUGAAUAUAGUAAGAGGCAACAAAUGCUGGAACUAGAAAAGAUGAGGAUGGAUUUCCAUAGGGACUUGGAAAUGCAGAAGAGGCAGAUCAUGGAGAGAGCACAAGCUGAGAUUGCAAAAAUACGUCGAGGUAUUGAUGUUGAGAAUGAUGUCAAUGGGUAAUGAAUCUAGAACUGCUUACCUUUCUGUGGUGUUAAUUGGCAUAUUAAAUGAUAGCUGCUGUUGUAAAUUGUUGGGGGCCUUUAACCCACUUCUGCUUUAAAUUGUGAGACAAUAAUAAUGCUGGAAUGUUGUAUCAGUUACACUUGAAGAAAUAUCAUGAACUAUAUCAUUGGUGUCA